CGGUCCCACGUAAGUUGGGCCCGGCUGUCAGAGUAGAUGUUGUCCCAUGACACGGGUAGGUCGACGACUAGGUUGGGGACGUCUGCCCAUGCCAGGCUGGCUAUUUCAGCCAGCCAGCAGGAAGAAGAGAGGGGGAAAGAAAGAAGGACAGAAAGAAAGAAAAAGAGAGAGAGAGAGAGAGAAAUGGCGCAGCCGGCAGGAUGGAAGGCGAUGUACCAGCAAGUGGUGAUCGAGGCGGACGGCAGCUGCGCCGACGUCGAGCACAGAGUCGCCGCCGCGCGUACGGCGCUGGAGUCCCCGGAGGCGGUGCUGACCAGCCGCGACCCCACGGGGGUCUACACCUUGCUGAAGUCCGCGCUGGACGACGUCGAGCAAGCAUCCGACUCCCUCUCCGCCUUCAUCAUCCACGCGGUGGCGGCCGAGCGCCUGGCGCUCCACGGCUGCGGCGUCAUCCCGUCGCAGCCGGUGGCCCGCAUCGCCGACCUCCGCGACGACCACCACGACCGCCACGACGAGCGGCUCGCUCUGAACAGGCUCGAGGACGCCAGGGACUUCGCCAAGCGCGCGCUCCGCGGGGUGGAUGGAGCCCUCAAGCUCCUGGGCUCCGUCCAGUACAUGCUUCGCGACCUCGGCGCCGGCGCGGCAGGGCGCAGGCAGGCGAUGAAAGAGCAGCUCCAGGCCGCCGCCCGCGAGCUCCAGCUCGUGGCGGUCAGCGUGUGCAACACGCGCUCGCUGGCCCGCAUGGCCACCGAGCCUCCCAUCGGCAACCGCGUCCAGUGAGACGUCAGAGGUCUCUUGUCUUGAUUCUUGAUUAAUUAGCUCUGCGCGAUUUCUGCUUUAAUCUUGUUGGCUUAGGGCUACUUUGUUUCCCUUGGAUGAUCUUGAUAUCGGUCCGUCGAUUUCCAACUACUUUUUUCGGUUCUGUUGUUGAAUGUAUGCAAGGAUCGAUCGGGGAUUUAAUUAGAUGGAUGGCUGAUUAUGCAGCUAGCAGCGAUUCGAACUAGUACUUUAAUUUGCUGUUCGUCGAUAUGGAAUCCAGAGUUUAUUUGUUGGUGAUUUGGUUUGGUUAA
This is a messenger RNA of Hordeum vulgare subsp. vulgare (domesticated barley), 1070 nucleotides long. RefSeq lists its product as uncharacterized. The record is from RefSeq and is a predicted model, not a curated record. Lineage: Eukaryota; Viridiplantae; Streptophyta; Magnoliopsida; Poales; Poaceae. The transcript has a single exon. The coding region runs from base 37 to 780 and encodes 247 amino acids.